This is a messenger RNA of Cyprinodon tularosa, 1500 nucleotides long. Its product is annotated as C-type mannose receptor 2-like. Bases 99 to 1052 code for a protein of 317 amino acids. The transcript is spliced from 6 exons. Lineage: Eukaryota; Metazoa; Chordata; Actinopteri; Cyprinodontiformes; Cyprinodontidae. The record is from RefSeq and is a predicted model, not a curated record.
GAUAGUUUGCAUUCCUCUUUUGCAAGUCCGUGACAGCAGUGAUAUAAAUGCACUGAAACGGCUGCAAAUCCAGAGUCUGAAGAGACAAAAACUGAGGCAUGAUGGGAAUUCUCCAGUUCAUCUCCGCUGCAUCAUUGCUGUGUACGGCAUCUGGUUUCCCUAAACGUCACUUUCAUUAUGUCAACGAACCAAAGACCUGGAAAGAAGCUCAGAGUCACUGCAGAGAAAAGUACCUGGACCUGGCAGUGAUCACCAGCUUGGAGGACGUGACAACUCUGAACAACAUGGUGGAAGUCUUAAAUGUAGCCUGGAUCGGUCUCUACGAUGACGUGAACAGCUGGAGGUGGUCCUACUCUGACCCAAACUUCUACCAAGGCGGUGAGGCUGAGUUCAGGAACUGGCUCCAUGGCGAACCAAACAACAUGGAAGGCAAUGAGCCCUGUGGAGCGAUGUGGGCGACUGGAGAGUGGAUCGAUGUUUCCUGUGAGAUUUCCAUGAAAACAGUCUGCUCUGAUGUUGAAGGGCGCAAUGCUUCAUUUAUCUUCAUCAACCAAACUAUGAGCUGGGCUGGAGCUCAGAGCCUCUGCAGAGAGCAUCACACGGACCUGGCCAGCGUCAGAUCCACCUCAGAGCUGGAGCAGAUAAAGGAGCUGCUGCAGUCAGUGGGAGAGGAUCAAGCCUGGAUCGGUCUCUACAGGAACUCCUGGACGUGGGUGGAUGGAAGCAGCUUCUCAUUUAAUCACUGGGCUUCAUCAGAACCUGCAGGACCAGAGGAAAACUGUGCAGCUGCUGCGUUGGAUGAUGGAGGAAGAUGGCAGGACUGGCCUUGUAGCUCUUCCAUGCCUUUUUUUUGCUAUGAAGGUCCGGUUUUUAAGCAGCUGGUGAAGGUGAAGCUGGUGAAGAGCUCCUCCCUGGACCUGAAGGACGCUGCUGUGCUGGAAGACCUGCUGAAGAAGUUUGAACAGAAGCUGAAGGACAGUGGAGUGGAAGGAGACGUGAAGCUGAGCUGGAAGGAGCAGUCGGAGGGAGAGAUCUUCCUCCGGGAGGAAUAACGAGCUUCAAACCAAACGUUUGUUGUUGGUUCUGACCUUCUGGUCACAAUCGUCUGAAAGGAGGCAGAACUUUGUUAGAUGUGUGAUGCAGCAAAGAUCAGUGUGGAUGUAGUUCUAUAGAAGCUAACCGUAGCUGAAUUUAUCUCCUGUAUUUUUCUGAUUAUCAUUCCAAUUAUCCUUUACUUAGUUUAAACAGGAAUCAUUUCUGCAAACAUGUUUACCUGAAUAACUAAAGUCCUCCUCCAUGCAGGUGCGUAACUUCCUGUAUGCUUUCAUAGUCGCGUCUGAUUGGCUGAAAGGACAGGAUGCCUGUCAAUCAAAGGUUAAAUCUGUUCCUCUGUGACUUAGCAGUUCUGCAAACGUUUGUUCUGUUUCUGCUGCUCCGUGCUUUUAUUGCUCCAAAGUUGGACUGUUUGAUUCAUUUAAAAAUGCAAUAAAAACUUAGAGC